AUGUCUAGGCAGCAGAUCGUCUUCAACUCUUCAUGGGUGGCCCGAGUUCACACUAUAUGCGCAAGUGCUGCAUUCCUAUGUGCGCUGGCGGUCGGCACAUCACUACAUUAUAAGAAAAUAGUCAAGAAUGGAGUAGCCGGAUGGCCACAAGAAUGGUGGCCCAGUGUAUCUGCUACCAUUGGUGACUGGUACCCUGAACGCAAUCUCUUCCAAAUUCUCAUUGCGUUGACGUCGGGCCCACGUUUUGGUCUUGUAUUCCUAUGGUGGUUCGUUACGAGGACUAAACAUCCUAAAGCAGCCCUGGCGAUUGCCAUUUGCGGUGUGAUACGAACUGUAUCAUGUGGAGGAUGGGUUUACAUCACUUCAAACGACGAUCAUGAUGCCCAUGACGUUCUUAUGAUCAUAUAUGUGGUCUGCAACCUCCAUGGAUGGUCGGGAGUAUUUCCUACACACCACAUGGACAACAUUCGUCUCGGAAACGCAGGUAUGUCAAAAAUCGUUGCAACUUCAUUCUUUGGUGCUCUACCUCCUAUGAUAUAUUUCUUCAUUCGACAUAAGGUUCAGAGAAUCCCUGGAGCUUAUACACAUUACAGCUUUUUCGAGUGGUGGUUAAUCGUGGCCGACAUGCUUUCGAUUCUCUUAAAUCUGCCGAAUUUAAUUUCAAUCCGCACCGUGGGCAGUAGCAGCGCAGAAAUCGAAAAGUAUGGCAAGAUAACCAGAGUACCCGAAACUGAUAUCUCUGCUGAUUCUAUACAUCCAAAGGCGAGCAUAGAGUCGAAAGUUUUGCCAAAAAAUGUCCAGGAGAAGAAGCCGGAAAACGCUGCGACCAGUACUAUAUCUUCGAAUCGGCCUGGAUUGAUUAAAUCAAUCAUUUUCUCUCAAGCAGCUACAUACGCGGCAGAUUUAUAUCUUUCCUAUUGUUCAUGGUCCGUUUACACAUCGCUGGCUAUUACCUUAUUUUAUUUCAACAUUUGGGAGCUUGGCGUCACCGGCUCUGAGUUAGCAGUUAUCAGUACACUCACACCAUUCUGGCUUGGUAUCAGAUCAUUCAGGAAAAGUAUGGCUUCUCACACGGGCCAAGUCGUCACCCGGGCUUGCGUGAUACUUGGCAUGGCAGCCUAUGCUACGGACGAACCACUUGGCCGUUUGUUCAUUGUUGCCUUUGCUAACAUGGCCUUGGGUAUUGACUGGGCGAUUACUUGGAGCGGAUUGAAUGAACACGUCAAUCCCAUGGACAAUUCGCUGGUCCUUGCUGCUGGUUUCAUCCUUGCCAAUCUGUCUAAAUUGGCUAAUCAUUCUAACAACCCUGUUUGGCCGAUUGUUGACUCGCGCUCCGGUGGAUGGAACAAGACUGGGUUGUUCUUGGCACUGCUAGCCCUCGUCCAGUUUGCAUCUCGACCUCCCACAUCUACCCGAGAAGUCGUCAAACUGGAUAGCUCCAGAACAUGGAUGUCGAGCGUUGGCCUGGGAGGAACCAUUUUCGCCUUGUACUCUUUGUUCGCCGACUCAGGAACAAUUGUUGCAUGGUCAUGGACUGGAUACCCAGCCAAAGGACCGAUCCCCGGAGUAAUAUCCGGCUCAGUCACUAUUUCUGUAUUGUGUGCUGGUAUUGCUUUAGCAAGUAGAGCAUGCUUCAUAAUGUAUCAGUACCGUGAUUGGGUCGGAUACGCCGGAGGAUUGGUGUACGGUCUUUUCUUAAUGUCUAUCUUCCCCAAGAUGCUUCAAGAGUCGGCAUUCCGUGGCAGCGCUUGGGUUUAUUAUCUAAUGUGGUUGACGAUAGUCGCAUUGAUACUCGCUGAUGUUUGGGCAACUGCAUACGCAUUUGUGCCGGGUGGUGUGUAUAUGCGGGAGAGAACUGACAUUGUCCUCACAGCCGAGGUGAUUGCCAUUGCUUGUGGCGUACUUAAUUGGGGAAAGCGUACGAUAGGGUCAAAUGAAGCACAGUCUUCUAAUACUCCAUCUGUAUCGGUAUUUGCUAAACUCAAGUCUCGUAUUCGGGCUACUCUGGGUCUUGUUAUGGUUCUGGCAAUGUCGGUGGCAUUGUAUCGCACGCCCCGGAGUCCGCCGGUGCCUCACCACUCGGGUGAUCGAUUGAUUACUGCUGGGAUCUGGACAAUGCACUUUGGACAAGACAACGAGGGUAGGGAUAGUCAGAGGAGAAUGCGCAAUUUGAUACGCGAUAUGGAGUUGGAUGUUGUUGGUCUCCUUGAAACUGAUUUGCAUCGGACUGUAUUUGGCCACCGAGAUCUGACACAAGUGAUAGCAGAAGAGCUUGGCUAUUAUGUUGGCAAGUCUUCGCAACAAAGAGGAUCUUGGACCGGGGCCCAACUCCCAUACCUGGGGUGCUGUCCUCCUCUCCAAGGCAAGUCUACUCAUAUUGACCCCGUGGUUUUCCCAAUUUUGAACUCGACGCAUCAUUUGCUGCCCUCGCCCAACGGCGAACUUGCGCCUGCUAUCAGUGCGGUUAUCGAUGCGUGGGGAACCAAAGUCCAUGUUGUUGUCUCACACAAUGGACAAGAAGAAGACCCCCUGGAUAGGGAGCUCCAGAGCAAAAAGCUUGCUGAAAUUAUGAACGCGACAUUCCCAGAGCCUACGAUCUUCCUAGGAUAUGUCGUAACGAAGCCACAAUCUCCUCGACCCGCACCCUACUUUUUCUUAACCGAAGACGGACGAAUGCAUGACAUCGACCAUUUGGACUGGGACCGGUGGUGCGAAUAUAUUCUCUACCGAGGACUCUGGCGAGUUGGAUAUGCUCGCGUCAGCCGAAGCACAAUCACCGAUACCGAGCUCCAAGGCAAGUCUCUCACCCCCUUUUGUCCAUCGACUUCCUCUCACGCGUGCUUAUACAGUCGGCAAAUUCGUCGUGCCCAAACAUGGAUUACCAUCACUGGCGAAAGCGAUGAUGACCGAUACAUUCGCUCGCGCAAGGAAGACAUGCCACCCGGACACCUCUUCAACGAGGCAUACUACCCUCCACAUGGGAAGAACGGACAUGUAUACCAUGUGUUUAACUACCCACUGCAUUACAAGAUACCCGAUUAUGCGCCCCUCUAA
Messenger RNA from Rhizoctonia solani, 3054 nucleotides. Its product is annotated as Frag1 domain-containing protein. Gene Ontology annotation, cellular component: endoplasmic reticulum. The coding region runs from base 1 to 3054 and encodes 1017 amino acids. The transcript is spliced from 36 exons. Gene Ontology annotation, biological process: GPI anchor biosynthetic process; fungal-type cell wall organization. NCBI's taxonomy places the organism in Eukaryota, Fungi, Basidiomycota, Agaricomycetes, Cantharellales, Ceratobasidiaceae. The record is from RefSeq and is a predicted model, not a curated record.